UGUUCGAAAAAGCUCGACAUUCUCCCCCAAGUCUGAAGGUCGUCCAUCUCAAUUUCAUAUUCAGUCUCAAUGGAGGAACUGCCGAUUUCUCCGGCGGGGCACGAUCCUCAGGGACAGGUUAAGCAGCAGCAAGCCGCCGGCGUUGGUAUACUGCUUCAGAUUAUGAUGCUCGUUCUUUCUUUCGUUCUCGGCCAUGUCCUCCGCCGUCACCGAUUCCACUAUAUUCCUGAAGCCAGCGGUUCGCUUCUCAUUGGUUUAAUCGUCGGUGUACUUGCUAAUAUCUCCGAUACUGAGGCUAGCAUUAGGACGUGGUUUAAUUUCCAUGAGGAGUUCUUCUUCUUGUUUCUGUUGCCUCCCAUCAUAUUCCAGUCAGGUUUCAGUCUUCAACCUAAACCCUUCUUUUCUAACUUUGGAGCCAUUGUUACCUUUGCUAUCAUCGGAACUUUUAUCGCUUCAGUUGUCACUGGUGGUCUAGUUUAUCUUGGCGGCUCUAUGUAUCUCAUGUAUAAACUUCCAUUUGUGGAGUGUCUUAUGUUUGGUGCACUUAUAUCAGCUACGGACCCUGUCACUGUACUGUCUAUAUUCCAGGAUGUGGGCACCGACGUUAACCUGUAUGCUUUGGUCUUUGGAGAAUCAGUUUUGAAUGAUGCUAUGGCAAUAUCAUUGUACAGAACAAUGUCCUUACUUAACCGCCAGUCCUCGUCUGGGGAACAUUUUCUCAUGGUGGUGAUUAGGUUUCUUGAGACUUUUGCUGGCUCAAUGUCUGCAGGGGUUGGGGUUGGAUUUACUUCAGCUUUACUCUUCAAGUAUGCAGGAUUGGAUACGGAGAAUCUACAGAACUUGGAGUGUUGUCUCUUUGUCCUUUUCCCUUAUUUUUCAUACAUGCUUGCAGAAGGUGUUGGUCUCUCCGGCAUUGUGUCUAUACUCUUCACAGGAAUUGUUAUGAAGCGCUACACUUUCUCAAAUCUCUCAGAAGCUUCACAGAGUUUCGUAUCUUCUUUUUUUCACUUGAUAUCCUCUCUGGCAGAAACUUUCACGUUCAUUUACAUGGGAUUUGAUAUUGCCAUGGAGCAGCAUAGCUGGUCCCAUGUUGGGUUUAUCCUUUUCUCUAUUGACUGGCAUCAGUUGUUUAUUGGCGUGGCUAGGGCUGUCAAUGUAUUUGGAUGUGCAUAUUUGGUCAACCUAUUUAGACAGGAUAACCAGAAGAUACCUAUGAAUCACCAAAAAGCCCUUUGGUAUAGUGGCCUUCGAGGGGCAAUGGCAUUUGCGCUUGCACUUCAAUCACUUCAUGACCUACCUGAGGGUCACGGUCAAAUCAUCUUUACUGCAACCACAACCAUCGUUGUUGUCACGGUUUUACUAAUAGGAGGUUCGACAGGUAAAAUGUUGGAAGCUUUGGAAGUUGUAGGUGAUGAUCUUGAUGACUCCAUGUCUGAAGGCUUUGAAGAGAGCGAUCAUCGGUAUGUCCCUCCUCCUUUUAGCAUUGGGGCUUCAUCUGACGAGGAUACAUCAUCAUCUGGAAGCAGGUUCAAGAUGAAACUGAAGGAGUUUCACAAAACCACUACGUCAUUCAGCGCGUUGGACAAAAACUUUCUGACACCAUUCUUUACAACUAACAAUGGCGAUGGAGAUGGAGACGGAGAGUAACACGUAAAGGGCAGUGUAUAUGUGUAAUCUAAGCCAAGUUACAGUUAUCCUUCACAUGAAAAUGCUAUCCAAAAUAUUUCCACUGAUUAUAUAUGAAUUAUUUUGUGGUA
Capsella rubella is the source of this 1757-nucleotide messenger RNA. Its product is annotated as sodium/hydrogen exchanger 5. Gene Ontology annotation, cellular component: endosome; membrane. The record is from RefSeq and is a predicted model, not a curated record. NCBI's taxonomy places the organism in Eukaryota, Viridiplantae, Streptophyta, Magnoliopsida, Brassicales, Brassicaceae. The transcript has 21 exons. Bases 70 to 1647 code for a protein of 525 amino acids. Gene Ontology annotation, molecular function: sodium:proton antiporter activity. Gene Ontology annotation, biological process: proton transmembrane transport; regulation of pH; sodium ion transport.